Molecule: messenger RNA, 690 nt
Organism: Helianthus annuus (common sunflower)
Lineage: Eukaryota; Viridiplantae; Streptophyta; Magnoliopsida; Asterales; Asteraceae
Exons: 2
Coding region: 1-690 (229 amino acids)
Source: RefSeq, a predicted model, not a curated record
AUGGCUUUCCCUUUACUGUUUGCGCUCGAGAAGUCUAAAAGGGUCCUAAUUCAUCUUCGGCUGAAGUUCAAUGGGGGCAACAGAACUAUUUGUUGGGAGUGGUCCAGAAUUCCUUUUUCUCCAGAAAAGAUUCAGGAGAAGUCUUCGUUGGAGAAUUUAUUACAUGCGGUGAUUUUGGAUGGUAGAGAGGACACAUGGGAGUGGUCACAUGGGGCUUACAGUGGGUUCGAGGUGGUGGCUGUCAAGAGUUGGUUACGUGGGGCUCCGGUUAGUGAUGCUCCUUUGGAGUUUGUGGGAGUUCGUGGGUGCCGACCAAAUGCAAUAUUUUUAUGUGGCGUGCGUUUUUGGACUGUCUUCCUACCAGGUUGUUUUAUGGCGAUGGGGGUUUGGAACGAGAUUUCUACUUGGUGCAAGAUUCCUAGACCGUUCGUUUUUCAUGUUAACGAUUUGGUGCAUUUGCAUGAGCAUAGUGGUGUUUCGGGUGUCAAGAAAACGAUUCUCCAUGGCAUUAUUAUAAUUAUUUGUUGGAGACUUUGGAGAGCUAGGAACGACAAAGUGUUUAAUAGUAAAGAUCCUAAUGUGGUGGAACUGGUUGCGGAGAUCAAGUCCUUGGGGUUUCUAUGGUACAAAUAUAGGUUUAAGGGUGGGGUUGUGGAUUGGACUCGUUGGUGUACGUUUGAUGUAACGUGA